This is a messenger RNA of Pipistrellus kuhlii (Kuhl's pipistrelle), 2502 nucleotides long. RefSeq names its product prostaglandin E receptor 1 (gene PTGER1). NCBI's taxonomy places the organism in Eukaryota, Metazoa, Chordata, Mammalia, Chiroptera, Vespertilionidae. Gene Ontology annotation, molecular function: prostaglandin E receptor activity. The coding region runs from base 1173 to 2393 and encodes 406 amino acids. Gene Ontology annotation, biological process: inflammatory response; positive regulation of cytosolic calcium ion concentration; adenylate cyclase-activating G protein-coupled receptor signaling pathway. The record is from RefSeq and is a predicted model, not a curated record. Gene Ontology annotation, cellular component: plasma membrane. The transcript has 3 exons.
UUCUAGGGCAGGGUGACCAGCAAGAUCUCAGGGAGUCCAGGGCGUUGCGACUCCUCGUGUUUGGGUGUGGAGUGUGCCCAUGAAUCGUGUUUUGGACUGUUAGGGCGUAUCUGAGGGAUACAGAUAUGGGGGAUGGGGGGGCUGAAUCGGUGAAGGAUCUCAGGGGCCGUAUUUCAGGGUGUUGAGCAAAGCGGCCCGUGUCAGAGCCAGUAACCAUGGGGAUGUCUGGUGCUGGGGGUGCAGAUGCCUCAGUGAGUCCUGGGCUGUGAGGAUGGCUGACUCCCAGCUCUGAGGAAUGUGGCUGGCUGGGGACAGGCUGAGCCGGCGCUGGUCUCGGGGUGUCGGGGAUGUGACAGUGUGUCUUUGGGUGUGAGGCCGUCCCUACUUCUCAGGCAGGAGGUGAGGCUGCGGCUGUGUGUCCACGGUGUGUCCCAGGUGUCCCUCCCCACAUCCCGGGGCGGGAUCUAGGAGAUCCUGGUCCCUGGGCCUCGUCCCCCUCCCCUCCGGGGACAUGACUCCCUGCCGCCCCGGCCUGGGCUCUAAGCCCCUGUGUAAAUAGUGGGCGGAUCUCCUGGCCUGGCUGGGCCGGACCCAAGCCAGUCCACCCAAGGCACUGCCCACCACCACCCACCCAGCAUCCAGGAAGACUGGCAGGGCAGAGGAGUGCUGCUGCCCCACGAGGGCUGGCCCCCCAAUCCGGCACCCCCCAUCGGCGUAGCGGCACCCCUGCAGCCGCCCCGGCCGGCCCCUGGUGACGCUCACAUUUUCCAGUGUUUAGAUUUUAUCCGCUUUAUUAAUGAGGCAGGCGAGAGGCCCAAGCCUGGGGGAAGGGGGGUGAUCCUGCCCUGCCAAGGGGAGGGGGUCACGGGGGCGCCCCUGCCCCAUAAGGGGAGUUGGGGCCCAGAGUGGCCCAUACCCAUUGCCAGGAGUGCAGAGAGGGGGUCUCUGCCCCCCCCAGGCCCCUCAGCGGGCUGGUGCUGGGUGGAGCAGCCCCUGGAGGCCUGAGUGGGCAGCCAGAGGAGGCAGGGAGCCGAGCGAGGAGCCGCCCCUGUGGGAAGGGAGGGAGGGAGCGGCCUGCCGAGAGCUGGAGCGCAGCGGGCAGCCGGCACUGAGAGGCAGGCGAUGGGGACCUGGCGUUCCCAGCGCCACCAGCCCCGCCCCCGGCACCUGACAUGAACCCCUCCGGGCCCCUCAACCUGAGCCUGGCGGGCGAGGCGGCGACCACGUGCACCGCACCCGCGGCCCCCAACGCAUCCAGCGGGCCGCCGGGCCCCGGGGGCGCGUCACCGGCGCUGCCCAUCUUCUCCAUGACGCUGGGCGCCGCGUCCAACGUGCUGGCGCUGGCGCUGCUGGCGCAGGCCCUGGGCCGCCUGCGGCGCCGCCGCUCGGCCGCCACCUUCCUGCUGUUCGUCGCCAGCCUGCUGGCCACCGACCUGGCGGGCCACGUGAUCCCGGGCGCGCUGGUGCUGCGCCUGUACGCCGCGGGGCGGCCGCCGGCCGGCGGCGCCUGCCACUUCCUGGGCGGCUGCAUGGUGUUCUUCGGGCUGUGCCCGCUGCUGCUGGGCUGCGGCAUGGCGGUGGAGCGCUGCGUGGGGGUGACGCGGCCGCUGCUGCACGCGGCGCACGUGUCGGUGGCCCGCGCGCGCCUGGCGCUGGCCGCGCUGGCCGCCGUGGCGCUGGCCGUGGCGCUGCUGCCCGCGGCGCGCGUGGGCCGCUACGAGCCGCAGUACCCGGGCACCUGGUGCUUCAUCGGCCUGCGCCCCGCGGGCGGCUGGGGCCAGGCGCUGCUCGCCGGCCUCUUCGCCGGCCUCGGCCUGGCCGCGCUGCUCGCCGCGCUCGCCUGCAACACGCUCAGCGGCCUGGCCCUGCUGCGCGCCCGCUGGCGGCGCCGAGCGCGCCCCCCGCCGGCCCCGGGCCCCGACAGCCGCCGGCGGUGGAGCAGGCGCGGCCUGCGCUCGGCCUCCGCCUCCUCCGCCUCCUCCGUCGCUUCUUCGGCCUCCUCCAAAGCCACCCGCGGCGUCCUGGGCCGCGGCUCCUCGCGCAGGGCCCGCGCCCACGACGUGGAGAUGGUGGGCCAGCUCGUGGGCAUCAUGGUGGUGUCGUGCAUCUGCUGGAGCCCGCUGCUGGUGCUGGUGGCGCUGGCCGUGGCGGGCUGGGGCUCCGGCUCCCUGCAGAGGCCGCUGUUCAUGGCCGUGCGCCUCGCCUCGUGGAACCAGAUCCUGGACCCCUGGGUGUACAUCCUGCUGCGCCAGGCCGUGCUGCGCCAGCUGCUGCGCCUGCUGCCCGGGCGGCCUGGCCAGGCCAAGGGCGGCCCCGCGCUGGGCCUGACCAGGAGCACCUGGGAGGCCAGCUCGCUGCGCAGCUCCCGGCACAGCGGCCUCAGCCACUUCUAGGCACACCCGGAGGCGGAGGCCCGGCCGCUGAGCCAGACCACUCCGUGCCGGGCAAGGCCCGCGGCGCGGAGCCUUCGAGGAAUAAAAAAGCCAUUUUGCGGACCAGCCC